Rhinichthys klamathensis goyatoka is the source of this 1307-nucleotide messenger RNA. RefSeq names its product N-acetylglucosamine-1-phosphate transferase subunit gamma (gene gnptg). NCBI's taxonomy places the organism in Eukaryota, Metazoa, Chordata, Actinopteri, Cypriniformes, Leuciscidae. The transcript has 10 exons. The record is from RefSeq and is a predicted model, not a curated record. Gene Ontology annotation, cellular component: Golgi apparatus. The coding region runs from base 295 to 1185 and encodes 296 amino acids.
GCGUUUCAUACAUUCACGAAUGUUUUGAUGCAUAUUUCGCCUUAGUGUUAAAUGUAAACAACAAAAGGGACCCAUUUUUACAAAUUAAAUGUAAUUAUAUCUUCAUAUAUGUUAAAACUCUUAAAUAUGAGGUCUUUUCUCGAUAAUUGUUGCAUUUCGCAAGCCACACGUUCAUAAAACAUCAAAUCUUCUCCAAUCGGUAAUGUUUUCAGUUGUGGUUGUGUCACAUGAACAGACAGAGGAAAGAUAAAAAGAAAUGUAGUUUUACUUACAACUCCCACGAUUUCAAGAGUUAUGGAGUCUGCAUAUUUAAAAUUGUGCCUGUUAUGUCUGACAGCACUAGUCUCUGUCAUAUCAGGAGGGAAGAUGAAGAUAGUUGAGGAACCUAAUACAUUUGGGUUGAAUUAUCAGCUUAUGUCUCAGAGCAGCCGACUGCAGGCAAAGAUCAGCCCAUCUCCAGUGUCUGGACCUUCACAUCUGCACAGACUGGCAGGGAAAUGCUUCAACUAUAUUGAGGCUCUAUACAAAUACGUAUUCUGUCCAUUUCAUAAUGUGACUCAGCAUGAACAGAGUUUCAGAUGGAACGCAUACAGCGGUAUAUUGGGUAUUUGGCAGGAAUGGGAGAUUCAGAACAACACGUUUACUGGCAUGUGGAUGCGAGAAGGAGAUUCAUGUGGAAACAAGAACAGACAGACCAAGGUUCUCCUGGUCUGUGGGAACAGCAGUAAACUGUCGAGUGUUUCAGAGCCGCAGACGUGUGUUUAUUCACUGACGUUUGAGACGCCACUGGUUUGCCAUUCACACUCCCUCUUAGUGUAUCCAGUUUUGAGUGAGCCAUUACAGAAGGACUGGGAUGAAAUUGCGCAAGCUCGAUAUGAAGAUCUCCUCACAGAACAGGGUUAUAAUAAGCUGCUGAAGGAGCUGUUUGAAGAGGCGGGUCUCCUGAGAAGAGCUCAGCAGCAGAAGGCAGAGGAGAGUACGACGUCCCUCACACAUCCAAGUCUGGAGCAGUGCAAACAGGAGCAAGCAGAGAUAGAACGGCUACGAUCGCUCCUAACACAACACAACAUCUCCUAUGAGGCGACAACAACAGACAGGACACAGGAUCAGGGUCCCGUCGAGCCCUCGCCCCUCCAGGAGCAGCACCUGCGCGGGGACACCGGCUUUAUUGCUGAUCUGCACUGACAUGCCCAGCAGGACCACAGAACAUUCAGGAAAAUAAUAUUACUGUGAGAUAAUGCUAUUUAAUGAGUUUUAAAUUUGACUUGAUUUCGUCUUACCUGAAAAAUAAAGAUUUUAUCACACGA